AUGGGCACAGGCUGCACUUGGCUGUGGGGAGAGGGGCCCGUGUCCCGCCACUCCUCUGCCAUGCUCCUGACCCCUUUCCUGAUUGCCAUGGCAAUGGCCUUCUCGGAGGCCAGCGCCAGCUGCCCCGUCCUCUGCACCUGCCGCAGCCAUGUUGUGGAUUGCAGCGGGCAGCGGCUCUUCUCAGUGCCCCCCGACCUGCCCCUAGACACCAGGAACCUGAGCCUGGCACAUAACCGCAUCACCACCAUCCCGACAGGCUACCUCACUUGCUAUGGUGAGCUGAGGGUGUUGGACCUAAGGAAUAACUCCCUGGUGGAGCUGCCCUCCGGGCUCUUCCUGACUGCCAAGCGGCUGGCCCACCUGGACCUGAGCUACAACAACUUCAGCCACGUGGCCGCUAAUAUGUUCCAAGAAGCCAACAGCCUGGUGAGGAUCGACCUGAGCCACAACCCGUGUCUGCGAAAGGUGCACCCCCAGGCUUUCCGGGGGCUAGCCCAGCUACGUGACCUGGACCUCAGCCAUGGGGGGCUGUCCUUCCUCAGCCUGGAAGCCCUGGAGGGUCUCCCGGGGCUGGUGACCCUACAGAUCGGGGGCAACCCCUGGGUGUGUGGCUGCACCAUGGAGCCGCUCCUGAAGUGGCUGAAGAAUCGUAUCCAGCACUGCACCUCAGAUUCCCAGCUGGCUGAGUGCCGUGCCCCACCCGAGGUGGAGGGAGCCCCCUUGUUCUCACUGACAGAGGAGAGUUUUAAGGCCUGCCACUUGACCUUGACGUUGGACGAUUAUCUCUUCAUUGCCUUCGUGGGCUUCGUGGUCUCUAUUGCCUCCGUGGCCACCAAUUUCCUGCUGGGCAUCACUGCCAACUGCUGUCACCGCUGGAGCAAGGCCAGCGAGGAUGAGGAAAUAUAG
This is a messenger RNA of Emys orbicularis (European pond turtle), 906 nucleotides long. RefSeq names its product leucine rich repeat containing 55 (gene LRRC55). The record is from RefSeq and is a predicted model, not a curated record. The transcript is spliced from 2 exons. Lineage: Eukaryota; Metazoa; Chordata; Testudines; Emydidae. Gene Ontology annotation, molecular function: transmembrane transporter binding; voltage-gated potassium channel activity; potassium channel activator activity. Gene Ontology annotation, cellular component: voltage-gated potassium channel complex. The coding region runs from base 1 to 906 and encodes 301 amino acids.